This is a messenger RNA of Trypanosoma rangeli, 1350 nucleotides long. RefSeq names its product putative cysteine desulfurase. Lineage: Eukaryota; Euglenozoa; Kinetoplastea; Trypanosomatida; Trypanosomatidae. The transcript has a single exon. Gene Ontology annotation, molecular function: cysteine desulfurase activity; pyridoxal phosphate binding. The record is from RefSeq and is a predicted model, not a curated record. Bases 1 to 1350 code for a protein of 449 amino acids. Gene Ontology annotation, biological process: [2Fe-2S] cluster assembly. Gene Ontology annotation, cellular component: mitochondrion; cytosol.
AUGUUUCGUGGUGUCUGCGGUAUUCUCAGGGCGGGGAAGAGAGUACCCGCGGCGACUGCCACGUCAGCUUCGUGUGCUGCAGCAUCAGUGGCAACAACAGACACACCUGCUUCUGCCGGGGCACAAGCGACAGCGCCCAAACAUGGGGCACGACCGCUCUACCUGGAUUUUCAGGCCACUACGCCGCUGGAUCCACGCGUGCUUGACAGGAUGUUGCCGUACCUAACGGAGCAGUACGGGAAUCCACACAGUCGGACACACCGUUACGGUUGGGUAGCGGAGAAUGCCGUGGAAAAGGCACGUUUAGAGGUGUCAGAUCUCAUUGGAGCCAGUCCGAAGGGAGUGUUCUUUACCAGCGGCGCCACAGAGUCGAAUAACAUUGCCAUUAAGGGCGUGGCGUACUAUAAUAAGAGCAAAAAGAAUCAUAUAAUCACACUUCAGACGGAGCACAAAUGUGUUUUGGACUCAUGCCGUUUCCUGGAGAUGGACGGCUUUGAGGUGACGUAUCUUCCAGUGGAGAAAAACGGUCUUGUUAAUAUGCAAACCCUUGAGAAUGCUAUUCGCCCAACCACUGCACUCGUCUCCUGCAUGUAUGUUAACAACGAGAUUGGGGUAAUUCAGCCUAUAAGCGAGAUUGGAAGGCUGUGCCAUCAGAAAAAGGUCCUUUUCCACACAGAUGCUGCCCAAGCCCUGGGGAAAGUAUCCAUUGAUGUGGAGCGUGAUAAUAUUGAUCUUAUGUCCCUCUCCGCUCACAAAAUCUAUGGCCCAAAGGGAUGUGGUGCUCUCUUCAUGCGUCGUCGUCCUCGUGUGCGUGUGCGUUCGCCUGUCAGCGGUGGUGGACAGGAGCGUGGAGUGCGGAGCGGCACUGUGGCGACAGCACAGGUGGUUGGGAUGGGUGCUGCCUGUGCUAUUGCAAAAGCCGAAAUGAAGCGGGACUCUGAACACAUAUUACGACUUUCAAAGCGUCUACUACAUGGUUUGCACAGUCGGUUGUCGCACAUAACCGUCAAUGGUGACAUGAAAAAUCGAUACUGUGGCAACCUUAACAUCAGUUUCGAGUGCGUUGAGGGCGAGAGUCUGUUGAUGGGGAUGAAGAAAGUGGCGGUGUCAAGUGGAAGCGCGUGCACAAGUGCCUCUUUGGAGCCAAGCUACGUCCUUCGGGCGCUUGGUGUUGGUGCGGAAAACGCUCAUACCUCCAUUCGCUUUGGGAUCGGCCGCUUCACCACUGAGCGGGAGAUUGACGUAACGAUUGAGGAGUGCGUGCGAAACGUGGAGCGACUGCGUGAGAUGUCGCCACUGUGGGACAUGAUCCAAGAGGGCAAGAGUCUCGCGGAUGUGGAGUGGCGGUAA